UUUGUAAACCAAGAAUGGGAAAGGGAAAGAAAAGAAGCUGAUAGCUUGUUAGUGGCCAUGGAAGCUCCAAGGAAGAAUUUUGUUAGGUUCUGCAAAUACCCAUUUGGGUUUUUGAGAUGGGAAGGAGAGGAUGCUGGUAAAGAGGAAGAAAAAUGGGAUAUGAGGUGCCCAAAAUCAAAAAGGUCCUUUCUUUAUGCUCAAUUUGUAUUAUUGUUUCAGCUGUUAAUGUGUAGGGUUCAAUUAGUUUGUUCCCAGUCUUGGGAUGGUGUAUUUGUGACCCAAAGUGAUUACCAGGCUCUUCAAGCCUUGAAGCAUGAUUUGGUUGACCCAGAAGGGUUCUUGAAAAGCUGGAAUGGUAGUGGAAAUGGUGCUUGUUCUGGGGGGUGGGUUGGGAUUAAAUGUGCCCAAGGCCAAGUUAUUGUGAUUGACCUUCCAAAGAAAGGGCUAGGAGGUAGAAUUAGUGAAAACAUUGGCCAAUUUCAAGCCCUAAGGAAACUAAGCCUCCAUGACAAUGUCAUUGGAGGGCUUGUCCCAACAUCUCUGGGAUUCUUGCCUGAUCUUAGAGGUGUUCAGCUCUUCAAUAAUCGAUUUUCGGGUUCCAUUCCUGCUUCACUUGGCUUAUGUCCUGUUCUCCAAACACUCGAUCUUAGUAACAAUUCAUUGUCUGGUUCAAUCCCACCUAAUCUUGGGGAUUCAACUAAGCUGUUUUUGCUUAAUCUUAGCUACAAUUCUUUGUCUGGUUCAAUCCCGCUAAACCUCACUCGAUCGUCAUCCCUUAGUUUCCUUGUUCUCGAUUUCAAUGCUUUGUCUGGCUCGGUUCCUGAUUCGCUGGGGAAUAUGAGUGGGCUUCGAGAGCUUUCGCUUGAUCAUAACAAGUUAAGUGGCUUAAUCCCAGACUCGAUAUACAGGUUGCAGAAGUUGUCGGUUCUUGAUUUGAGUAAUAACGAGUUUUUUGGUGGUGUUCCUGUUACAAUUGGGAAUAUCUCUGCCCUUACAAAACUAGAUUUAUCUCACAACAACUUCAGCGGUGAAAUCCCGGUUUCCCUUGCUGAUCUACCAAGCCUUGAAUUUUUCAAUGUGUCAUAUAACAACCUAUCGGGUCGUGUUCCUGCUCGCCUUGCUCAGGCGUUCAAUGAGAGCGCGUUUGUGGGUAAUCUUCGGCUCUGUGGGUACAAUGGUUCAACUCCGUGUCCUGCAACGCCUUCUUCAAUAGCUCCCUCUCCAGGAAACCUACAAAGGCGUUGUCACAGACAGCGCACCAAAAACAUUAUUCUCAUAGCUGCAGGGGUGCUCCUUGUCAUAUUGCUCGUGAUUUGUUGCGUUCUGAUGUGCUGUUUGUUCAAGAAAAGAGCCAAAGUCGAGGAAGGCCAGUCCCGGGUAGCAAAGGGUAGUCUGCAAAUCGCUGGGGAAGUCGGGGAAGCAGGAGAGACGCCAGGAAAGCUCGUUCAUUUUCAAGGGAGUAAGGCUUUUACUGCAGAUGAUCUUCUAAGCGCCACCGCUGAUAUAAUGGGGAGGAGCACUUAUGGGACGGUGUACAAGGCGACGUUAGGGGAUGGCAACCAAAUUGCGGUCAAGAGAUUGAGAGAAAGGUUCACCGUAAGCCAGAAAGAAUUCGAGAGUGAAGUCAAUUCUCUUGGUAAAAUCAGGCACCCAAACAUUCUGGCCCUUAGAGCUUACUACUUGGGUCCCAAAGGGGAGAAACUCCUCGUUUUCGAUUACAUCCCCAGAGGGAGUCUCGCAACUUUUCUUCAUGCUCGCAGGCCCGAUGAUUCACCAAUUAACUGGCGUACGAGAAUGAGAAUAGCUAAAGGAAUAGCGAGAGGCCUGCUGUUCCUUCACAACAAUGUGAAGCUCAUUCACGGGAAUCUCACAUCGGGCAAUGUUUUGCUGGAUGAAAACGCGAAUCCCAAGAUUGCAGACUACGCCCUUUCUCGUCUGAUGAAUGCAGCUGCAAAUGCAAACGUGAUCGCGACUUCAGGAGCCCUUGGAUACCGGGCGCCCGAGCUGUCCAAGCUCAAGAAAGCCAACAGGAAGACCGACGUUCACAGCCUCGGAGUCAUCAUGCUGGAGCUCCUCACGGGGAAGUCUCCAGCCCGGGAGGUGAUGAACAGCGUGGAUUUGCCUCGAUGGGUUGCCUCGAUGGCGAAAGAGGAAUCGAGCAAUCAAGUUUUCGACGCCGAUUUGAUGAAUGAUGCAUCGAUUAUUGGCGACGAGCUGUUGACUGCAUUGAAGCUAGCCUUGCAUUGUGUCCAUCCUUCCCCCUCUGCUAGACCUGAAGCUCAGCAGGUCCUCCAGCAACUGGAAGAACUCAGUCCUUCCCCUACUUCAACAAGGGACUAAUAAGAGCUCUAUUUGCCUCAAUUUCCCGACUCGGGUGGAAUCUGUAUUAGUCUUACAGUGGUGGAGAUAUCGACAUUAAACAGUAACGUCGUAGUCCAAAAAUAGAAAGAUGAGGUUGGUGGAGUUUGUAAGAAAGAAAUUAAGGUUAAAAAAUUAAAAAAAGAGGAAAAAGUAAUGUCUUUUUAUUUUAGACUACGGUUGUAAAAUUUUCUUGUGCCUUUAUCACACUAAUGUAUUAGGAUUUAGGAGGCACAUGUAACUAUUCUUUCAUUCUUAAGUCUGCUUAUUAGUUGGAUCUUGUCUUGCAAUUUGAACAUUUAAAUGUGUUUGAUUUUUUUAUGAUU
Messenger RNA from Ipomoea triloba (trilobed morning glory), 2684 nucleotides. RefSeq names its product probable leucine-rich repeat receptor-like protein kinase IMK3. Gene Ontology annotation, molecular function: ATP binding; protein binding; protein kinase activity. The transcript has 3 exons. The record is from RefSeq and is a predicted model, not a curated record. The coding region runs from base 58 to 2340 and encodes 760 amino acids. Gene Ontology annotation, biological process: protein phosphorylation. Lineage: Eukaryota; Viridiplantae; Streptophyta; Magnoliopsida; Solanales; Convolvulaceae.